AUAAUAAUAAUAGUAAUAAAAAAGAAGAAAAAAAAAAACUUAAAACAUAUGCUAAAACCCUAGUUCAUCCUCUUUAGAAUUAGCAGUUAUUCUCAAAAACCUCAGACUUUCAAACAUGGUUCGCAGCAUAAAGAACCCAAAAAAGGCCAAGAGAAAGAACAAGGGUUCAAAGCAAGGAGAUGCGUCUUCUUCAUCAAUACCGACGAUGCCAACAAAGGUGUGGCAACCAGGAGUUGACAAGCUUGAGGAAGGCGAGGAGCUCGAGUGUGAUCCCUCGGCGUAUAAUUCUCUUCAUGGGUUUCAUAUUGGCUGGCCCUGCUUGAGUUUUGAUAUUGUACAUGAUAAAUUGGGCUUGCUUCGGACAGAAUUUCCCCACACGGUGUACUUUGUCGCUGGCACUCAGGCAGACAAAGCUUCUUCUAACACUAUCGGAAUAUUUAAAGUAUCUAAUAUUUCUGGUAAAAGACGUGAAUUGGUGCCUGCCAAAACUACAGAUGGUGACGCUGAAAUUGAUACUGAUAGCAGUGAUAGUGAUGAAGAUAGUGAAGACGAGGAGCAUGGUGGAUCUCGGGCACCAGUUUUGCAGAUACGCAAUGUAGCUCACCAAGGAUGUGUAAAUCGCAUACGUGCAAUGGCACAAAAUCCCCAUAUAUGUGCAUCUUGGGCUGACACUGGUCACGUUCAGAUAUGGGAUUUUAGUUCUCAUCUGAAUGCUUUAUCGGAGUCAGAAGCGGAUCGCCAAGGAGGCCCUUCAGCUGUUAAUCAGGCUCCUUUGGUUAAGUUUGGAGGACAUAAGGAUGAAGGUUAUGCUAUUGAUUGGAGUCCUCGUGUCACUGGAAGGCUGGUAUCUGGUGACUGCAAGAAUUGUAUUCACUUAUGGGAGCCAUCUGGUGCGACAUGGAAUGUUGGUAGUGUCCCAUUUGUUGGACAUGCUGCGAGUGUGGAAGAUCUACAAUGGAGCCCUACAGAGGAUGCGGUAUUUGCCUCUUGUUCUGUGGAUGGAAGUAUUGCAAUAUGGGAUAUCCGCUUGGGGAGGACUCCUGCAAUUUCUUUCAAGGCACAUAAUGCCGAUGUGAAUGUUAUUUCAUGGAACAGGUUGGCUAGUGUUAUGCUGGCAUCUGGAAGUGAUGAUGGGACAUUUUCUAUUCGCGAUCUUAGAUUAUUAUCACAAAAACAGGAAGAAGAUAAAUCUGUGGUAGCACAUUUUGAAUAUCAUAAACACCCUAUCACAUCCAUUGAAUGGAGUCCACAUGAAGCCUCUGCACUGGCAGUUUCAUCAUCUGACAAUCAAUUAACAAUAUGGGAUCUUUCCUUAGAAAAGGAUGAGGAAGAGGAAGCAGAGUUUAGAGCUAAAACAAAUGAGCAAGUAAAUGCCCCAGCAGAUUUACCUCCUCAACUUCUGUUUGUUCAUCAGGGGCAAAAGGAUUUGAAAGAACUCCAUUGGCAUGACCAGAUUCCGGGUAUGAUCGUGUCUACUUCAGCUGAUGGUUUCAAUAUCUUGAUGCCUUCGAACAUUCAGAGUACCCUUCCAUCUGAAGGUGCUUGAGACUUGCAUUCUGUCAGCAGAAUACCUUGCAACGCAGAAACUAUAUGCUGCAUCCACCUGCUGCUUUGAUGCAAAUGACGCCAAUUUUGUCUAUGUGCAUUUUUUUUCUUUUUUAUCGAUGUGGGACACUAUACAAAUUCACUAUGCAAAAUGCAACUAGCUUCAGUCUUGUAAUUUGUUCAUUGUUUGUCAAAGUGGCAAUUGUUAGCGACCCAUCAUAUUCUAUUGUGGAGAGAAGACAGGCAUGGGUAAGAGCUAGCUAGCUAGCUUGUGAACCGAGUUGGAGAGCGACUUUUAACUGGAAAAUAUGUUCUACAAAUUAAUAUGCAUUAAUGAUACAGUGUUGAUAUUCUAUUGGAAA
Messenger RNA from Ricinus communis (castor bean), 1907 nucleotides. RefSeq names its product protein HEAT STRESS TOLERANT DWD 1. The transcript is spliced from 12 exons. The coding region runs from base 116 to 1546 and encodes 476 amino acids. Gene Ontology annotation, molecular function: protein binding. Lineage: Eukaryota; Viridiplantae; Streptophyta; Magnoliopsida; Malpighiales; Euphorbiaceae. The record is from RefSeq and is a predicted model, not a curated record.